AUGGAUGAUGUAAUAGAUCAUGGGCUUCGUCUAGCUUUGGCUCUUUACGGGGCACCCAAAGAUGUGCGCACGAGCGAUAAACCUGCGAUUGAGUUCGUCCAAAGCUAUCGAGCAAAAAUGUAUGCUGAAGCCACCAAUUCUAAAAAAGUCGAUUUUGCACGCAUAAUCCCGACUGUCAAUGCGUUAACCGAGCAUAUCAAGUGUCAAGACGAGACCUUAGAUCCGUUGGGAUGGGGGUGGGAAUUGGUGGAUGGAGAGCUCACUCCUGUCACCAUGACCCAGGAAGCCGGUCCCGAGGAAAUUUUAAGCAACAUUUCUUGUUCUUGUGAAACCGACUGUGGCACGAGGUGCGGGUACCGCCGAAGUGGGUUGGAGUGCUCACUUGCAUGCAAGCAUUGCGAUGGUAAUUGCUCAAACCAAGAAGGUACUUCCAACGGGACCGAGAAUAGUGAAGAGGAAGAAGAUGAAGAAGGGGAAGAAGAAGAAGAGUUUGAACAAGAUUUUUAG
Molecule: messenger RNA, 507 nt
Organism: Psylliodes chrysocephalus
Lineage: Eukaryota; Metazoa; Arthropoda; Insecta; Coleoptera; Chrysomelidae
Source: the annotation of a GenBank genome assembly